Messenger RNA from Fraxinus pennsylvanica, 822 nucleotides. The record is from the annotation of a GenBank genome assembly. Lineage: Eukaryota; Viridiplantae; Streptophyta; Magnoliopsida; Lamiales; Oleaceae.
AUGAUGAAGAUUGAUUUUAGUGGACUCGCGGCCUCAGCCCCGCUUUGUGGCAACACGGAUGAAUUGAACAAUGAGAUUUCGACUGGACAGAAAUUUGAACUUCCUAUUGCCGAUGACUUUGAUGGGUUUCAGAGAGAAGCAGUACAGAUGGUGAAGCCAGCAAAGGGAACCACAACUCUUGCGUUUAUUUUUAAGGAAGGUGUCAUGGUGGCUGCUGAUUCCCGUGCCAGCAUGGGAGGAUAUAUAUCAUCACAAUCUGUCAAGAAAAUAAUUGAAAUCAAUCCUUACAUGCUUGGCACAAUGGCUGGAGGAGCUGCUGACUGCCAAUUCUGGCACAGAAAUCUGGGGAUUAAGUGCCGUUUACAUGAAUUGGCAAAUAAGAGAAGGAUUUCUGUGACUGGAGCUUCAAAGUUGCUGGCGAACAUUCUGUAUUCUUACCGAGGAAUGGGUUUGUCUGUUGGAACUAUGAUAGCUGGCUGGGAUGAAACGGGUCCUGGCCUGUAUUAUGUGGACAGUGAAGGAGGACGACUUAAAGGAACUAGAUUCUCUGUUGGAUCUGGUUCACCAUAUGCUUAUGGCGUUUUGGACAGUGGAUACCGUUUUGAUAUGUCUGUUGAAGAAGGUGCUGAGCUGGCUAGACGUGCAAUUUAUCAUGCAACUUUCCGUGAUGGAGCCAGUGGUGGUGUUGCCAGCGUUUAUCACGUUGGACCAAAUGGAUGGAAAAAGCUGUCAGGUGACGACGUUGGAGAACUUCACUAUAUGUACUAUCCUGUGGAGCCUGCAUCUGUGGAGCAGGAGAUGACUGAGGUAUCCGGGUCGUGA